AUGGCCACGCUCCGACACGAAUUCUACGAGUCCGACGAGCGAUUGACGCUCUCCAUCUUCGACAAGGGCGCCGACCCCGACAAAGUCCAGGUCGCGUUCGAACCCCGCAAAGUCACGUACACGCAUGGCGACAAGUCGCUCGUGCUCGAGCCGCUGAAAGGCCAGAUCGACCCCGCGAAGAGCGAUUACACCGUCGGCAAGGUCAAGGUCGAGGUCCGCCUCGCGAAGAUGGCCUUCGGUCGCUGGGGCGGCAUCACAGGCGACGCACCUGAUCCCCUCGCCAACUCUUCGGCGCCGACGCCCACGGCCGCGGUCGCCGCCGCGCGGCAGCAGCGCAAGAAUUGGGACGCGCUCACGACGCAGAUCCUCGAGUCGGAGAAGGAAAAAUCGUCGACGGAGGACCCGAACGUGGGCGGGGACGCGUCCGUGAACAACUUCUUCCAGCAGCUGUACGGCAACGCGGACGAGGACACGAAGCGGGCCAUGCUCAAGUCGUACACCGAGUCGGGCGGGACCACGCUCAGCACCAACUGGUCCGAGGUCGGCAAGGGCAAGGUCGAGGUCAAGCCGCCGGAGGGCAGCGAGUGGAAGAAGUGGGGCGUGUAG
Messenger RNA from Punctularia strigosozonata HHB-11173 SS5, 606 nucleotides. Its product is annotated as SGS-domain-containing protein. The coding region runs from base 1 to 606 and encodes 201 amino acids. Lineage: Eukaryota; Fungi; Basidiomycota; Agaricomycetes; Corticiales; Punctulariaceae. The record is from RefSeq and is a predicted model, not a curated record. The transcript is spliced from 3 exons. Gene Ontology annotation, molecular function: protein-folding chaperone binding. Gene Ontology annotation, biological process: protein stabilization.